This is a messenger RNA of Paramuricea clavata, 703 nucleotides long. Lineage: Eukaryota; Metazoa; Cnidaria; Anthozoa; Malacalcyonacea; Plexauridae. The record is from the annotation of a GenBank genome assembly.
AUGAUGGAAAAGAACCAACUGAAACGCAAGCGAACUAAACUCCGAUGUCUGGUUUGCCAGCAAACGUUUGAUGACGAUUAUCGAAAAGAACAUAACAAAAAGUACCAUGCAAAUUUGCUAAAGGUGGGAACAUCUAUUGCGUACGAGACUGUUGGAGCGCCAGCGAACCCAUUCGUUUGUUCACAAAAACACAAAAAGGUGAGUAAUAAUUACCUCUGUUUAAAAAGAUAUGGCAAAUAUUCAUAUAUAAACGGAAUGCAGUUCGCUAUUCGCAUCCGUCCUAGUAACAUAAAUCACAUAUUCAUGGUUCAUUAGGUGUCUACAGAAUCUGUGGUUACUGGUGUUUUGAAAGCUGGACCUUCUCAUGUAACUGAAGACAAUGAAGAGUCAAGUCAGAACACCCAAGGCCCAUCCCAUCUUACCAUCAGUGUAAACAGUGAAAAUCCAGAACUUGUUUGUACGGUUCAAGAAGAAGACGUGCAGCACGAAGAUGAAAAUACACCACCGCAUGGCAAUGAAGAAGUUGAAGAACAGAGAACGGUAAUUUAACAUUUUUGUUGCGUGUGCUUUAAUCAAAAAGGCUUCCUAAGCUAUAUAAAGGAAUUAGAUAGCAGUUAACCCAUAAUAGUAAUUUCUUAUUGUUAAACUUUGCAGAUGCCCGAAAAUCAGGAAAUUGGAGAAAAAGAAAGUGAAGAACUUCAAA